This is a messenger RNA of Brettanomyces bruxellensis, 1563 nucleotides long. RefSeq lists its product as uncharacterized. Gene Ontology annotation, cellular component: membrane; cytoplasm; intracellular membrane-bounded organelle. The coding region runs from base 1 to 1563 and encodes 520 amino acids. NCBI's taxonomy places the organism in Eukaryota, Fungi, Ascomycota, Pichiomycetes, Pichiales, Pichiaceae. Gene Ontology annotation, biological process: sphingosine biosynthetic process. The transcript has a single exon. The record is from RefSeq and is a predicted model, not a curated record.
AUGAAAGCUUAUCUUAAAGACGAUGGCCUACUGCUAGAAGAACCACUUCCGCCAGUCGAAUCAGAUGGCCAUAGACUUUUUUUAAACUUUGGCUGUGUUAAUGUGACCGUCAGUACUGGGGGAGCAGGUUCCGCUGUUUCCGAAAGCCCUGUUAUUAAAUUUAAAGAUAUAUUAUGGGCUCAGCCGUGCAAAACCGGAAUUCACAAUGAGCUGGAAAUUUCGUACGUCCGAAAGCUCGGUGAUAGACUUGUUGCAUGCACAAGCGUUUUAACAGUUUAUUCUUUGGAUUCUGAGCCACAGAAGAGGGAGGGAACAGAAGAUACGCUAUGCAAUAACAACUCAGCAACAAAGGUUUCCGAUGAGUCGACGAUCUUUCUCUCGGAAAAAGUCCUUGAGCGCUCCUAUCCGGAAUCAGAGCCCGGAAGGUCAAUAAUGGUCAUUAUAAACCCUCACAGCGGCCAGGGCAAAGCAAAUAAAAUUUAUGAGACUAAAGUAGAACCGAUAUUGAAAGCAGCUCAGUGCAAGAUUACAGUGGCCAGGACUGCUUAUAGUGGGAAUGCAAGUGAUAUAGCGGAAAAUAUGAACAUAGACAAAUACGACAUGAUAUUGUGUGCAUCAGGCGAUGGUAUUCCACACGAGGUAAUCAAUGGUAUAUAUAGGCGAGAGGAUCGUGCUCGUGCAUUUGAUAAGUUGAUAAUCACACAAACACCAUCGGGGUCUGGAAAUGCGAUGUCCUUAUCAUGCUUGGGCACACUAGAGCCAUCGCAUGCCACAUUAGAACUUCUUAAAGCUGCUACAGUGAGGAAUGAUCUUAUGGCAGUUUGCACACAAGAUGCAGAUGUGAAACUUUCAUUCUUAAGUCAAACGUAUGGUCUUAUAGCACAGGCUGAUAUUGGAACAGAAUUUAUGCGGUGGGUAGGCCAGGAACGAUUUUUGCUCGGUGUUUGCUAUCAAGUUCUUUCAAAAUCAAAGUAUCCAUGUAGGAUCGCUGUCAAAUAUAUUGCAAGGACAAAAACAGAGCUGUCACAAUAUUACAAGAAGCAUUUAAAUGAUCUAUCCGACUUUAGCCCGCUUAGUGAGGAGGAUUUCAAACUAAAGUAUGCUGAUAAAUUUAUAGGCUUAGAAGAUGCAGCAGAUCUGAGUCUGCUACCGGAUUGGGAGCCUUUGGACGAAGGGGUGUGUUCAAACAUGGGGAUCUUUUACUCUGGAAAAAUGCCAUAUAUUUCAAAAGAUACCAACUUCUUUCCUGCGGCUUUACCAAACGAUGGAUCAAUUGAUGUAGUGGUUACAGAUGUUAGAUCAGGAAUUUCCAAGACAGUUGACGGACUUCUUUCGUUAGAUAAAGGCCUACAUGUCUGGAAGGAUGAUGUUGCACAUAUCAAAGUGGAAGCUUUUAGAGUGAUUCCACUUCCUGGUCCCAACGAUCGGAACUUUAUCUCCGUUGACGGAGAAAACUUUAAGUUACGGCCUUUUCAAGUUGAGAUUUUGAAGGGCAUAAUGAAGACUGUUAUGUCUGGCGGGUGUUACACUGAAACUGGAUUUCUGGAACAGACCAAAGACUAG